AUAUUUGAAAGACAAACCAUACCUGAAAGAAUGAAAACAACUUGUAAGAGAACACAUUUUGAGCAAAAUCCAAACAUUGAUCAGGAGAAUGUUACAUUUGAUGUAAAAGGAGCUUCUGAUAUAGAUGAAUCUAUUAAAGGACAAGACAUCGAUAUUCUAUUCUCUAGCUAUACAAGUGAAUCUCAAAGCAGUAACUCAUCCGAUGAAGCCAAUGAAGAAUAUGCAGCAUCCGAUCUGUCAGACAUGAUGGAAGUUAAUGCUGAUGAUUGUGUUGAAUACAAUGCUCUACUUACCAGAAUACCUAGUGAUCCCGAAGAUGUGAUCAAGAAUUUCCAUCAGAAGAAUAUGCGCACAUGUUAA
Molecule: messenger RNA, 360 nt
Organism: Funneliformis caledonium
Lineage: Eukaryota; Fungi; Glomeromycota; Glomeromycetes; Glomerales; Glomeraceae
Source: the annotation of a GenBank genome assembly